Messenger RNA from Durusdinium trenchii, 1859 nucleotides. The record is from the annotation of a GenBank genome assembly. Lineage: Eukaryota; Dinophyceae; Suessiales; Symbiodiniaceae.
GGGAAUCUUUGGCCAACCCAUUUUUGCUGCUUUCAGGACCGUUGAUCGAUUUACGUUGCGAAAGGCACCACAGCACCAUCGACUCCGAGUGGGUGUGGUCACUGACCUAACCGGGAAGUUAGUUAGUUGCGACGUCCAAUCCUCAACCGGAAACGCAAACUCAAGCAACGAGUGGUACACAAAUCGUGGUACAGAUCACUUUUUCUCCGCCGCAGACUCCCCGCCGCCGUCCAGCUGCUCACUUCCCCAUUCAAAGAGGCAUGUCAAGCGCGAGGAGCACGACCUUCAUGAUCAAUCUGAUCAGCGGCCAGGAAUUUGAGGUGCAAGCUUUCAGCAACCGCGUUUCAGAUCUGAAAGAUGCGAUUGAAAAGUUCAAGGCCAUCCCAGCGUAUGAUCAAACCUUGGUGUGUGAUGGUGCAGAACUGCACAACCUGGCCAAGGUGGAUCCUGGCAGCAACCUCUUGCUGGUGAUUGGCAAUUCUUUCACCAACAUGGCUCGGGAGUUUAUCCUGAAUACUUCGAGUGGCUAUGGUCACGUGUAUCGACCACUGUGGGGUCGCCCGAGCUCCCAGAUGGAUGCCCAGGCCUUGCUGCAGAGCUGUACCGUGGCGGCACAGCGAAGGCAGAUGGAAGGUUGCGAAGUCAAUCAACAGCUGGUCUACCUCUCCCAGGAACACAUGGAAGACUAUUUAUCCCGACUGGAGACUUGCGACAUGGCGCUGGAAGCGGAAGCACGGAGGAACCAGAUCUUCACGGACCGCUACGAUAUGGACAUCCUAAACUUGACCCAGGGUGACACGCCCAUGAAGGCGCUGUUGGACUACCGCGAGAGGUGCUGGGAUGACUCGCAGGUGGAACGAGCACGACGGAGCGCGCAAGAGCGGGACUUGGUGUUUGUGGAUCCUGUGGAGGCAGAGGUCUUGAAGAAUUGGGAGAACACCUGCAUUGAUUCCAGCACGUGGGCGCUGUGGCGCUGGAGACAUGCGGAUGAGGUGCCCGCAUCUGGUGAUGAGCUGGGUGCUGGAUGGCGUGAGCUCCUGCGGGUCAGCGGCGGGCAGCCCAGGCCAAUCCGUUGGCCUACCCUCCCAGCGGCCCCAGUUCUGACCCUGGACCUGGAGCUGGGCGCCAUUCUGAUUUGCGGCCAGUCGGUGGAGCCUCAAGAUUCCUGGCGAUUGCUAGAGGGAGCUGGUUGUUCUUGCUGGGUCGUCCAGUCCAUGCUUUUGCAGCAGAUGCUGGAGGAUGGUACGUGGACGGCGGAGAACUGGCGAAGAGUGUUCGCUGACUUUCGGUUAGAGAUCCGGACCUGUUCCUUCUUGAUUCUAGAGCCGAGCUGCCAGCCGAUGUCCUGGCGCACCAAGAUUUGCAAAUCCUUGAUGGAGCUUCGCGUCGAGGCAGUUGGGUGCCUUCUGUCCCUCUCCAUGAUGGCCAGUGCGUUGCAAGUGCCAACGGCCAUGUACAUUGACUGCUCGGCGACCUCCACCACCAUCACGCCGGUCUUUGAGGGCUACAUGAUUACCGACGGAAUUGUGCGAGCUGAUUCCGGUGACUGCCGUGAGGUCUUGCCCUCAGCUGUCGCACAGAGCCUGGAGUGCUGCCCAAUCGAUACACGUCGCCUCUUGGACAGGAAGGGCGUCCUGUAUGGCGCGUGCUCCGCCAAAAUGCUUGACCAUGGUUCAGGAGAAUCGAUCGAAGAGUUGAAGAGAAAGAUGAAACCUAUGAAACUGCAAAUCGAAAGCCGCGGGACGCUCUACCGUGGCGUUUGCCAAGUACUCCACGAAAGCUAUCGGAGAUUCAUCCUGGUCACACGUGAGCAGUACGAAAUUGAAGGCAUAAUCGCACUUAAUCACAUACAUCUUUAA